UACAAGAGCGAGCAGCGCGCGGAUUGCCAGUUUCCCACCGGCGAGGGGAGAGCCCCCGACUCGACCGCCCACGCAUCGCCAUCACCGACGCCACCGCCACCGCCGCAAUUCCGUUUCCCCCGCACCACCGCACGCUUCCCAUCCGAACGCAAUCUGAAGCGCCAUCCCCAAGACCCCAACCGAAUUCACUUGCAGCUGCUGCUCGUGUCAGCUGCGGCGGUGGCUGGACCCCCCCCCCCCCCCCCCCCCCAAAAACGCGCUCGCGCUUCCCUGCCGUCCAAGGACGCCACACACGGCGCGGAGCUCGCGGCGAGACCUUUAAUGGCGGCGGUGUCUCCUCGCGGUGCGUAGGGCCGCCCGCCCGCCCGCCGCAGCCGCCGAGCAUUUUAAGUAUCCUGUCUCUGUCUCCUCGCUUGCUGUCUUGCUGAUUGAUAUGCAUACGGCGCCGGAGAUGAAUGGCCGGGCUCGGAGGCCGGCGGCGGCGGCGCACGGCGCCAAGGCGGCCUCCACGAAGAGCGACAGAAUGAUGGAGAAGGAUCAGAGGAAGGGCGCCAUGCCGGUGAAGAAGGGAUCAUCGGCCAACGCGGUCACCAAAGGCAUCACGAACAGAAUCCAAGCGAGGAGAGAGCGGAAGCUCGCACUGCAGCAAGAUGUGGACAAGCUGAAGAAGAAGCUGAGGCACGAGGAGAACGUCCACCGAGCCCUCGAGAGGGCGUUCACGAGGCCGCUCGGCGCUCUGCCUCGCCUGCCGCCGUAUCUGCCAUCUCAAACACUGGCGCUUCUCGCGGAGGUGGCGGUGCUGGAAGAAGAGGUCGUCAGGCUCGAGGAGCAGGUGGUCAAUUUCCGGCAAGGACUCUACCAGGAGGCCAUAAUCUUCUCCUCGGCCAAGAACACGAGCCUCCCCGGCGGCGAGGGAUGCGUGCCGGCGCAGCUCAUGCCGUCGAGCCCGGUGCCGAACUCAGAGGUCUCUCCGGCAAAUUGUCAUUCUCCUCCUACUCGACCUUCAAUGAACGGGGUCGCCGGUGCAAAGCAAACGCCGAGAAAGCCUUCUCCUUCGGCGGCGGUGGCGCAAGACGACCGCUCCGGCGCCGGGAAAGAGAACCAGUCGUGCAGUAACACACCGGCUAGAAAUUGUCGCCAUUCGCCGCUGCUGCAGAAGGCAUCAAAAUCCAGACUGCCGACAGCAGCAGCGCCUGAGAAACGCAGGGCUACUGCUCAGACGAUUAGCACAGUGCCGGACCGUAAAAGGCUCGCAGACACUGUCAGCAAUAAUUCAGAAAAAGCUUCCCAAGAUGACUCGAGCGUGCCGAACAGAUUGUCGGAGGAACUGUUGAGAUGCCUGCUCGCCAUCUUCUCGCAGAUGGGCGGUUCAUCAGCAAGCGGCCAAGACGAGGAGCAGGCGGCAUUGUCUCCUUCGGUUUCAGGUUCUUGCGAGAGCUCAGAGGACGCAUACCCUCAAGAUCCUUAUGGCAUACUGGAAUUCGGCACAAGAGACGUUGGGUCAUACAAGCGAUUCCAUGUAAUCGACGCCACCUCGUUCGAUCAGACGGCCAUGGAGAACGACACCAUGCUUACCCGGAAACUCAAGGCUUUGAUCCGGAGGCUUUCAUCGGUUGACCUGACGGGGCUCUCCCAUCAGCAGAAGCUGGCAUUCUGGAUCAACAUCUACAAUUCGUGCAUGAUGAAUGCAUUUCUCGAGCAAGGGAUACCUACCACCCCUCAUAUGCUCGUGGCAAUGAUGCCGAAGGCGACAAUAAAUGUGGGUGGGCGCACGCACAGCGCCAUGUCGAUCGAGCAUUUCAUCCUGCGGCUGCCCUACAGCGUGAAGCAUGUGAAUCCUGGUGGAGUGACCAAGGGCGCCGCCGACGACGUGACGAUGCGAGGCGUGUUCGGGCUGGAGUGGCCUGAGCCCCUGGUCACCUUCGCGCUCUCCUGCGGCAGCUGGUCCUCCCCUGCUGUGAGGGUGUACACGGCGCGGGGAGUGGAGGAGGAGCUGGAGGCGGCGAAGAGGGACUACCUGCAGUCGGCGGUGGUGGUGUCGGCGCCGGCGAAGGUGGCGAUCCCGAAGCUGCUGCACUGGUACCUCCUCGACUUCGCCAAGGACGUGGACUCCCUCAUGGACUGGGUGUGCCUCCAGCUGCCGAGCGAGCUGCGGCAGAAGGCGAUGAGGAUCGUGGAGGACGGCAGAAGGGGUGUCGCCGCCGAGUCGCGCCGCGUGCAGGUCCUGCCGUACGAAUUCAGAUUCAGGUACCUGCUGGCCUCAUGAAGAGAGGCCAGUGAGUAGCAGCAAUCAGCGAGUGAAUUCGAGGGUGUUUUACUGCACCUUGUACACAGGCUUCCAAUAAUUGUGAGUUUUGUUCUUCGGUGAUGUGAAUGAAUGAAAGGAAGUAUAAAAGGUGUUUCCACCAGACCACGACUACUCCAGUCGAGAUCGAGUACCGGUCGCUUCUUCUUUCC
Molecule: messenger RNA, 2457 nt
Organism: Oryza sativa Japonica Group (Japanese rice)
Lineage: Eukaryota; Viridiplantae; Streptophyta; Magnoliopsida; Poales; Poaceae
Source: RefSeq, a predicted model, not a curated record